UAAUUAUUUCAUUCACCUGGUUUUGUGAUAUUUAUAAUCAAAAUAGCUUUAUUCAAGAAGAAAUUCUAAUGAAAAAUUUUUCUGGAUCUUCAGAUGAGAGUAUUGAAUAUUGAACGGUAUUUUGAAUGUAAUUUUUUUAAACAAAAUACAAAAUGUUCUGCAUCUAAAAAUUGUUUAGAAUUUUCUAAACUUUUUAUAUCACAUUUAUUUUGAGAAAAAACAUUCAAUUUUUAAAAAUGACCGACGAUGUUUGUGAAUCAUGGGAAGAUGUCGAUGUCGAUAAAAUUGUGAUCAAACCCAAUAAAAAGCCAACCUAUUCGAGUAUAUUGGCAGCAAAUACUAAAAAUGAAAUCGAUUCAGGUGUUGGUACUUCUGCCACGGUUGCUACUGGCAAUGUUACUUUUGCUGAUAAUUUUGAAUCGCCUUUGAGCGUCAAUAAUCAAAACUUAAAUGGCGAAUCAUCAUCAUCAUCAUCUUCUUCAUUUCGAAUCAUACAACGUGUGUCCAACAAUAUCGAUGAUAAUGAUACAGAUUCUCCAUUCACAAAUCAACCGAAAAUUAUCCUUGAAGAUGAUAAUACUCGUACAAAAUUUGUUAAAGGUUUACGUAUAUUGAAUAGGCCAAAUAAGAAUUCUGAUUCUGGAAAAAAUGAGACCAAAUCAAAUGAAGCAGAAAAUAUACAUGAAAAAUUAAAGAAAAGUUUCAAAGAAAAACAAGCAGAAUAUGCUAAAGCAAGGCUGCGGAUUCUGGGCGAAGUAAUGCCCGAUGAAGAUUUAGUGUUCAACAUGACUGCAGCGAUAAAUCUGAACAAUAGCAGCGAACAAAAUCAACAAACAACACAGCCAACAAUGAUGUCGGACGUUUUCAGCAAUAAUAACAAUAAUAAUAAACAGCCAUUAUUGAAUUUGAUUCGUACAAAUAAUGACAAUGAUAAUGAACGAAUUAUUCGACAACCAUUAGGACCAGAUGGUACUCGAGGUUUUCAUCAUCAUCAUCAUCAUGAAAAACAAUAGAAAAAAAGCUGAACGAUUAUAUCGAUUAUAUUUUGAGUGAUUUUUUUUUUGUAUUUCUAAAAAAAAAUUGAAAUUUAAAAUUCAAAUCUAUACUAUAUUAUUUUUACUUAUAUCUAAUUCACAAAUAUAUUUUUUAUUAAUUAAAUGA
This is a messenger RNA of Dermatophagoides farinae (American house dust mite), 1161 nucleotides long. RefSeq lists its product as uncharacterized. The record is from RefSeq and is a predicted model, not a curated record. Lineage: Eukaryota; Metazoa; Arthropoda; Arachnida; Sarcoptiformes; Pyroglyphidae.